This is a messenger RNA of Oncorhynchus gorbuscha (pink salmon), 570 nucleotides long. Its product is annotated as claudin-19-like. Lineage: Eukaryota; Metazoa; Chordata; Actinopteri; Salmoniformes; Salmonidae. Gene Ontology annotation, cellular component: bicellular tight junction; plasma membrane. Gene Ontology annotation, biological process: cell adhesion; bicellular tight junction assembly. The record is from RefSeq and is a predicted model, not a curated record. The coding region runs from base 1 to 570 and encodes 189 amino acids. The transcript has 4 exons. Gene Ontology annotation, molecular function: structural molecule activity.
AUGCUUUUAGCCUUCCAGGUCCUGGGUCUGUCUUUAGGGGUGAUGGGCUGGUGUCUGGAGAACAGCGGCACUCGUUCCCAUUCCUGGAGGGUCCACAGCCACUCUCAGACUGUCACAACCAACAACUGGCAGUUUGAGGGCCUGUGGAUGACCUGCGCAGCCACGUCUCUGGGCUCUGUGGAGUGCCAGAGAUACAAGACUGUACUGGGGCUACCAGUUGAGAGACACAUACAGGCAUGUCGAGCCCUGAUGAUCAUCGCUCUGCUCCUGGGUCUAGCGUCCAUCAUUGUGUCAGUGCGGGGGCUGAAAUGCACAGAGAUCGGCAGCACUUCUGAACAGGCCAAGGGCGAAAUCAUUCUGUCCGGCGGCAGCUUGUUCAUCUUAUCAGGUCUUUCCACCUUGACUGCUGUGUCAUGGUACGCUGCGCGGGUGGUGCAGGAGUUCCAUGAUCCAUUCCUUGCAGGAGUAAGGUUUGAGCUGGGUACAGGUCUAUACAGGUCGGCCAUUCUAGGUGGGGUCAUGCUCUGCUGUUCCUGUAAGAGAUGUCCACCAGCACCACCAACAGGGUGA